Messenger RNA from Wasmannia auropunctata (little fire ant), 2828 nucleotides. Its product is annotated as G-protein coupled receptor Mth2-like. The coding region runs from base 213 to 2675 and encodes 820 amino acids. NCBI's taxonomy places the organism in Eukaryota, Metazoa, Arthropoda, Insecta, Hymenoptera, Formicidae. Gene Ontology annotation, cellular component: membrane. The transcript is spliced from 11 exons. Gene Ontology annotation, molecular function: G protein-coupled receptor activity. The record is from RefSeq and is a predicted model, not a curated record. Gene Ontology annotation, biological process: G protein-coupled receptor signaling pathway; cell surface receptor signaling pathway.
CUCUUGGGGUGAUCCGCUCUGAGCGGCUAGUAGUUGUGUUUCGUUGCUUGCGUGAGCACAUUCGCGCGCUAUUUACGUGCCGGGAAGUGAAUCGUGGAAUCAAACAGAGUAAUUAAGCUCGUUAAUUGACGAUUGGACACAACACAUUUGUCUACAAGGCAUGAAGAGCUGUCAAGUUCGUCUUGUGAAUUCGAUGCGUCAGUAGUUUAACGAUGUGUCCAUCGAGUAUCGUACUUUGUUGCUACGCGCUUCUGUUUGUUGCUUCGUCCUCGGAGUCUCGGGGAAUUUCUACGAACGGCGACGAGCAGGGAGGCGACGACUCGACAACGGUGCGAUAUGAUCUUUUUGAAAUCUCUUUGAAAAAUCGAGAUGACAAUAAGAUACAGUUCAUACCGUACAAUUUGCACGAAAGUUCGACCGAGAAUGAUGACGACACGUACUACAAACCCCAUCAAUCUACGAAUAACGAUCACAUGGAUUUGGUGCGGUACGAGUCUCGCGGACACGUCAUGAAGAUUCGCGAAGAGAAUAAUAAAAAGAAAUUUAUGGAGCCCCGCGUGAUUUCUGGAAAGGUCAGUAGCGAGGACGACUCGACGUUGCAAGAAUUUCACAACAGUUUCGCAUACAAAUUACAUUCCGAUAAAGAUAAUGAUACGAUCAUCAUUUUUUCAUCUGAUGCGUGCGGCGACGACACUUGCAUUCAGCUCUGCUGUCCUUUUGGCGAGCGUCUAACGUCAGGGAGGAAGUGCGUGCCAGGGCAGGAUAAUUACGCUUUUCCAGGCGUCCAGAACAAUUCCGAGAAUAAGAAAUUGGACGAACUAUUUCGACUGACCGUCCGCGAUCCGUGCGUUCAGCAGAGAAGGGCACACCGCAUUCUUGAUCCCGAUGAGUACGCGUUUUUCGCCAACGGUUCUUUGUACCUGAAUCCUAACGAGCUCAUACCAUCGACGUCUUACUGCCUUGCCGUGCGGGAGCGGGACACUUAUGAUGCAGUUGCCUGCAUGAUUUCGAUGGAAUUUCCGGUAUACAUGUCCGUGUACUUCGUCGUGACUUUCCCGCUUUUGGUGCUGACGUUCGUGAUAUAUACUAUACUUCCGCAACUCCGAAACAUGCAGAGCUACAUAUUACGUGUACAGGUCGCUUCGUUGUUCAUCACAAACAUGACCAUAUAUUGCGUCCAUAAAAGCCCUGAAUUAUCCGAAUGGGAAUACUGCAUUCCACUGGCUUACAUUUUUAAUUUCACGAUAUUGUCGGGAAAUUUUUGGCUAAACGUAGCAUCUUUUGACAUUUGGUGGACAUUCAGAAAACUCAAUUUGCACCAUCUAGACAAAGGCAAAAAGAAAAAGAGAUUUAUAUUGUACUCUAUUUAUGCGUGGGGUAUCACCCUCCUUCUCACCGCUGCUUGUGCCAUCAUGGAUGCUCCCGGCAUACCGGAAAACUGGAUUCAACCGGAAAUGUGCAAGAAGAAAUUUUGGUUCAGUCGGUCUGAUGGAUUUACGUUGUUUUAUUAUGGACCCACGGGUGUUACUUUUAUUAUCAACAUUUACUUCUUCAUCAUCACGGCAGUAACGAUUCUGUAUCAUAAUAAACAUACUGCCCAUCAGCUGAAAGACUCGCAGAGCCGGCGCUAUAAUAAAAACAAACGCAAGUUUGGAAUGUACCUGAAGCUGUUUGUGGUGAUGGGAGUAAGCUGGAGUACGGAUGUAAUAUUGUGGUUUAUCCAUGGCUCUUAUACCAUACCGGAGAUAAUCUGGAAUAUCAGCUUCAUGAUAAGCAUCUCGCGAAGCGUCAUCAUUUUCAUCAUAUACGUAUGCAGAAAGAGAAUCUUGCGAUUGUUGCUGAAACGAUUCGGUUGGAAGAACCGCGGUCAGUUUAGGGAUAAUUCAUCUAGCAACCAGAAUGGAUCGUCCUCAAAUAUGUCCUCCAUCUCUGUACCGUUACCGGGAUCAGUGCACAUGAAAAAUAUUAGUCCUUCUAUUAGCCAGCCGACUAAUCAUCACGCGGAGUCCAAUACGACAUUUCGAAAAUUCCAUUCAUAUCAAACAAACAUCAUGAGAAAGAAUCAGGAGAAAAAGAAGUUUAUCAUGUAUUCGAUCUUUGCGUGGGGAGUCGCUUUUAUCCUCAACGUUGUUCGUGUUAUUAUGGAUAUUUUUAGCGAUUCGAUCCGACCGAAAAUGUGCAAGAAUAGCUUUUGGUUAAGUUAUGAGGCAAUAACGGUAUACUUUUAUAUACCCGCGAGUGCCGCUAUUAGUUGCAAUAUCUUCUUCUUCACAGCGACGAUACUAAAGGUUCGUGAUAAGCAGACAAUGAAUCAGUUGAGAGACUUGGAAAGCAGCCGCCACAAUAAAAAUAAGUUUACAAUAUAUUUGAAGCUGUUCAUAGUGAUGGGAAUAAACUGGAUUGUAAAGAUAAUAAUAUUUUGGUCAAAUGAAAAUUUUGUGCCACCAAUCUUCUGGCUUAUCUUCGAUGCCAUUGAUAACUUGCAAGGUUUUAUUAUUUUUGUUAUAUACGUGUGUAAAAGAAGGAUCUUACGGUUGUUGCAAGAAGAAUUCGUUUGGAAGAAUCCUGUCAACAUUUCAAGGAACAACGAUUGUCCUAAUGCAUCCGUGAAUACCACCUCUCUUACAUCGAUAUCGACAAUUGUGUCUAUGCAAGAGAUCAAUCCUACUAGUUAGCAGAUUAAUCAUCGCGGAGUCCUAUUUUCAAUGCUACACGUAAAAGGACUGUUCUAUAAUGGAAUAACGAAAACCUGAUGAGGCUCUCAAAGAAGUAAAUAUUCAGACGACGUAAAACAUGGAGGUGAUAAUAUCAUGGAAUGGGAGUGCUUU